CACCGUUAGACAGUCUCAUACAAGACGAAAAUAUUAUUGAUGACUAAAAGUAAAUAUUCUUUCCAGUGUUAAUCUGCUGGUUGAAAAGUACUGGAAUUAACUCGGAAUUGUAACUUUGAACAUAAACUAAGAUAUAUAUAUAUGUACAGAUGAAACAUGAAAGCAUCUGAUGCCAAUUUGGAUGGAGUUAUUAUUGGAUUGGAGUAUCAAAUUUUCAUCUAUAAAAAUUGAAAUGAUAGUUGAGAAUCUCUAAGAGUGGAAUUGAGAUGGGGAAUCGUUUAGGGCGUGGUAAACCCCCUGCAGUGCUUGCUAUUCACUCCACGGAUCAAUGGAACGCGCAUUUUGAAUCCUCAAAAAGGUCACCCAAACUGAUGGUGGUGGACUUCUCGGCUUCAUGGUGCGGACCCUGUCAAUACAUGGAACCAAUCCUCAAAGAUUUCUCGAUUAAGUUUGGGGAUGUCGAGUUUAUCAAGAUUGAUGUGGAUGAGCUGGCGGAUGUUGCUAGUGAAUUUGGGGUUGAUGCCAUGCCAACUUUUGUAUUUUUCCACAAGGGCAAACAAGUUGACAGACUAGUUGGUGCUAAUAAGGCUGAACUUAAGCUCAAGAUCUCUCAACAUAAACUCUAAUUAUAAACUCCUUCCUAAUUUUCAUCAAAUUAAUGCAUUAUUAAUUAUAAUUCAACUUUAAAUCUUCACAUAUUAUAUGGACUAUUGUGUUUCAUUACACUUGGAGAUUACUCUUAUACUUAUCUUGUGUGAAUGUAACAUUAAUUAAAUUGAAUCAACUCUUUGCAAAAGUUUUUUCUUUCUAAUGCAAACUCUCAUUACUGAGUAAAAAAUUACACCGGUUCGAUUGGUAUAUUGGGCUAUAAUGUAAGGCCCAUAUAGUGCUACAAAAAAUAAAUCAUGAAUUGCUUGUUCUUAAUAAAAUCAAGUGAUUCAUUAACUUUUGCUUUAUAACCUUUCGUAAAUUAUUGUGAGAGACCAUCUUUUAAAGAGGUGGUCGCAAUUGGAACCGCCCAUUAGAUUUUUAGAAAAUACAAAAAUGAAAAUGUAGUGUAGCUGCACGCUUAGUCGGUAUGGGUUUAGGAUACCUCAAGUAGGGGUUCACAGUAUGUCAAGUAAGGGUUCACAGUAUGUCAAGUAGGUAUUUUUAACAUGCUGAAGUUGUCAAUUAGGUGUUAUGAGCUAUAGGUGUUUAGGUUGUUUGCUGUAAGAGUUUAAGUUAUGUGUUGUAGGUGGUUAGGUUAUUUGUUAUAUUUGUUAUGUGCGUACAUGUUUAUUAUAGAUAUUUAUGUUAUGUGUUGUAGAUUUUUUAUAUUAUGUGCUGUAGGUGUUUAAUUUAUUUGGUGUAAGAGUUUAUGUUAUGUGUUGUAGGCAUCCAUAUACUUACAAAAAAUACUUUAAAUGCUUACUAAAACUAGUUUAAAAUACCUGCUAAAAAUUAUAGUAGGUGUUUUUGUCAAAUGCGUGCGCAUAGUAGGUAUUUUUGUAUAUUGGGCUAGGCUUUGGAAGCCAUCUCUCAAAGACACGGUCUCAAAAAAAAACCUUUUAAAUGGCCCACAGUUAAUAAUAGCGAGUCAUUUUUUACCAUAGGUUUAGACACGAAGACGUUUAUGUUGGAAAAUAAUUCUUCCCAAUGGUUAUCUUUUAAAUUUUUAAUCAACAAAUGUUUAGUUUAUUAAAUUAACAAAUGUUUAGUUUAUUAAAUUUUCGAUUUGGGCGCGAAGAUAUUUAUUUUGAAAAAUGAUAUUUUUCCACGCUUAUUUAUUUUUAUUUAAAAAGUUCAAUUUAUUUUUCAAACUUUCACAACACUAGUUGCCUAGUGGGAUUUUUAUAUGGCUUAUAUGAGGCGGAAAAAGAGUUUGAAUAAGGCUAAUAAGUUAAAAUAUUUGAGUUGGAUUAAAUCAUUUACUAAUUAUUAUAUGAUGUAGUUUUACCGUAAGACUCACACUAUACAAAAGUUAAAUAGAUUGACAAAUACAAAUAUGUAAAUAUAAAUUCUUUAUUUUAACGUCGUCUCACUUAGAGAUAAUCUCUCAUAAAAAUAUGUGCAACACUAUUUUAGAAUUUAGUUAAGGAAUAAUACGGUAAACUUUCAAAAGAGUUUCAUAUAAAUGUAUUUUAUUUUAUGGCAUACUUCCAAGUUUGUACAUAUUAAAGUUGGGACAAGUCUCAUCGAUGGCAAAUCAUAAAUAGAAAGAACACAAGAUGGCUGUAUAGCAUCUUAUUUAUACCUCUUGCAUACUAAUCCCUCUUAUUUAUUAUAAUUGUUUUAUUUGCUUUUUAAUAGUAUUUAUUGAUUACUCUUAAUUUGUAUUUUAUUUUUAAAUAUUAAUCUUUAAAUUAAAACAUAACUAAAUAAGAUCUUAUUUAAUUUGUCUUAAUGUAAAUUUCUUAAUAUCAACUUUUAUAAUUUUUACUCAAGCAAGAAUAAACGUAUUUAUAAUUGAAAUAGUGUAUCGGUGAACAUGCUAUAAUAAUAGGUAUUAAGAAGGAGUAUUUUCUAAUCUUUAUCUAAAAAGUCAAUUUAUCUCAUCUCAUCCAAAUAUUCCUUUUGUGGGCUUAAGUUUUUUAAUUAAUAUACCUAUCCAUGAACUUAAUUAUUAAUGUAACACCCCGUUAAAAUAUCGAAAAACAAAUAUAAUUAUUUAAUUUAAUUAAUUAUUUGAUUAUUUAAUUUAAUUAGUUAUUUGAUUGUUUAAUUAUCUAAGUGGUACUCGCAUGUUAUCGCGUAACGGUUUUUCGUCUAACAAUUAAACCGAACAAUUAAUUAAUCAAUUAAAAAAAUUUAAAAAUAAAUUGGUAAGGGGGAGCCGGUUGUGGAGUGGCUUUUGGGGAGUUUGUAACUCCUCCCUUAAUACUAAUUCAGGGGUAAUUAUUUUAGGCAUUAAGGAAUGGAAUUAAGGAGGUUAAUUAAGCUAAUGACCUUGGACUUUUGACUCACAAAAAAAUCAGAAAUUUUUCUUCACAUUUGCUUUAAAACUUUCGGCCAAAG
Messenger RNA from Amaranthus tricolor (Joseph's coat), 2997 nucleotides. Its product is annotated as thioredoxin H2-like. The coding region runs from base 267 to 626 and encodes 119 amino acids. The record is from RefSeq and is a predicted model, not a curated record. The transcript has 3 exons. NCBI's taxonomy places the organism in Eukaryota, Viridiplantae, Streptophyta, Magnoliopsida, Caryophyllales, Amaranthaceae.